GUUUCGAGCGGUUUGCAAAAGCAAAAAGACGUGCCAGCUCUGGUCCAACAGAAAAAGCAGAAACAGCACGUUUUGACAGAAAAUCGUAACAAGUAAGCAGCGAUCGCUUUAGUUUCUGAAUCUGUAGCGAUCGGUCAUUUUCUCCUGCCCAAAAUCUUGAUCUUCUAUCCAUCAUGAAGCGCCUGCUAGUCCAGCAAGGCCGGAAUGCGACCGGUACUGGUGGCUCCGGAAACUGCCGACGAGCCCCGGGGCAGGCGGUGACGCAACGAUCGUGUAAAAAUUUUUCAACCAACGCCGCCGCCGUAGCGGAAGUUCAUGCAGAAGCAUCAACUGUGACUGCGAGCAGUAGUGUCCUAGGGAACACGACCACCAGUAGUGGUUGUACUAGCAACAACAGCGUGACUCUCCCCUCCGGAAAAGUCAUCAACGUCCCGAGGAAGAUUCCGCAGCCGACGCAGAACCCAAACGUGAAAGCCUCCGCGGCGUCGCUGAAGCAAAAAGUGGCGGAAAACGCAAAGCAGGCGCUACAGCAGAAGGUAGCGCAGCGGUAUGCGAUCGGGGACACGGGAAUGGCCACGGUGCUGGAGAAGCAAGUGGUGCAGGAACAAGGCCGUGGAUCACCUGGUGGCCAGGUGGAAAGUUGUAUACACGCUGAAGCAGGAGGAGCCGCGCUUGGAGGUGCAGCUGAAAUAAAUCGAAAUGUUCGUGAAGAUGGUAAAAUAAACACGACGACCUCCACAGCGUCCGCGAGUGCCGUGGAGAAGACAGUGGAAGAGUUGGAAGCUGAGCAGAAGUACAAGGAGACCGCGAUGAAAAUGCGCAGAAUCAAGUCGCUGUUUUCCCAGCUGAAUCAAGCGGCCAAUGCGGGCAAGAUGACGCAAAUCGAAGCUUUGCUAACCGAGUUGGAGAACACAGACGCGAUUGCGGAACGAGUCCAGAUGUACAACAUUGCUCUCAAGGGGGUCAGCAAGGCGUUUUCAAUGUCGUCAAGGAACCAGAACUCCGGAGAUCGACGUGGUAACUAUGUAUCGUCAGCGGACCAGGAUUACAACAGCACUCAACUGGUGCAACAAGCGGAGAAUCUGUUCCAGCGGCUGCUGCAAAACGGCGAGACACCCAGUUCGUACACCUACUCCGCAUUAAUUCAGUGCUGCAUCGAGGCCAAUCGUUACGAUUUGGCUGAGAAGUGGUUCGAGGAAUAUCGGAAAAAUUUGGAGAUUUUUGGAAGUGGAAAUAAUCCACCCAGUGAAAAUGCACCUGCGAAGGGAAAUGACGGGCGGGAGGUGAAAAGCAGCGAAAGCGGGGCAGAAAGGGGUGGCAGUGCAGCGGAGGGUGGUGCUGCAACUUCGGGUACUUACGCAUGAGAGACUUUUGUUCGAUGAGGGGUCAUUGUUAAUAAUCUAGAUUCUCUCUUGCUUGCAGGACAAAGCUACGUCGUAACAAACUGUGUGGACUUGUUGAUGCGAAGGGCGCAACAUCAAUUUUACAGACGCUACAACUACUACAUCCCCGGCCCAAGACAUUGAUGAUCACGAAGUGAUUUACAGUUCCAUGAUGAAUGCCGCGUUCAUAUUGUAUUUAAAAACGUCCCCACCCCAUAGUUGCAAUGCAAAUCUGCAUGCUGAAAAUGUUUCUCAUGGGGAGCCCCAUGAGAAGCGGUUUCUAGUCGUGUUUUGGAAUUUGUCAUGCUCCAGUCAGCAUGAUAUACUAGAUCUGUGAUGCUGCUGAACUACCUCAAACAGCACUACACUACGAGUGCAAAUUUGUCAUGCAAAACAGCCAAAACUUGUGGACUUGUCUAGCCGAUUCCCCAUCUUGACUAUGGUGUGGGCACGUUUUUACAUAGGAUAGUUCAAAGCGCACAAGUCACUGGAGGCGGAAAAAUACUUCCGGCUGCUCACGGAGGACUGCGACAUUCGGCCGAGCCUGGUGUAUCCUGUGCAAAAGUAUCGUACUCGUAUUGCAAUCAUGCAUUACAAAUCCUUUUGCUAAGGUAAAUCUGCAUUACAAAUUUUAUUAUUAUUUCUCAUGCUGAGAAAAUUUGUAAUGCAUUUAUACGAGUACGAUACUUUUGCAGUUCAUAUGGUGUCUUACGGAACGAUGCUCUACGGGUUCGCGCGCAGGUGCGACAAUUGGGGCAAGGCCAUGGAAUACUUGGACUUGGUAUAAUGAAAGGUUAUACCAUUAUACGACGAUAGUUUUUUUGAUUUUUUUUUUCUGCAGAGUAUCAAAGAAGGGAGAAGCCCUCCGUGCAAUGGAAGGGGCGGCGCGCUCGGUGGGUGUCCAGAGGUCGUGUGCAUCUUCUUCCGUAGGAUUCGAAAAUUUGAAGCCUAGGUUUGUGAACAAAAAAAAUUCCAGAUGCAAUCCCAGAACAUCCAGCCGAAUGCGGUAAUCUACACGUCCCUGAUUUCCUACUGUGCGAAGCGAAACGAUUGGCAGAACGCGGAAAAGUGGAUGGAAGAGAUGUGCGAGAAAAAUGUCCUGCCUGACAUAUGCAUUGUAAAUGUGUCUGGGUGUGGAAACUUGUGAUGCAAAUCUCUGAAGAACGCUGGGCGCACCGUAAUGCGCAGCCAAGCAUGACAAGUUUUUCAGCUGCUAUGUGUUUCGUACUCCGCAUGACAAGCUGCGUUUUCGCAUGACAGGUAAGAGGAGCUUAUCGUGGCUAUGCAUCACAGAUUUACGAGUCAUGCCCGACAAGCAUGACAAACCUUCCAGACGUAGAUACAUGUGCAUUUGAUAUGACAGCUGGGCGUACAACGCGUUACUCACCGUUUUGAUCCGGCACGAGCAAACGGACCGGGCUAUCAAAAGGAAAAAUCCCCCCUCCCCAUACUGAAAAGGUAUACUUUUGGAAAUUUGUGAUGCUGAUUUGUGGCCACAAAUCGCGUCUGUCUUGCAAGAAGGCAACUCCGCAGGCUUCGCCGCAUUAUGCAGGCGCUUUGUCAUGCUGUUGGGCCUACAGUGCGGAUUUUUUCCAUGCUAAGAGCCUAGGCCAAAACCUCUCUCCUCACACUUAGCAUGGGCCUGCAGUGCUUUCCAGCAAGACAGCGCGGAUUUGUGUACACAGACCCAGCAUCAGAAAUCUCGUUUUGAUAUGGGGCGGUGGAAUUUUUCCUUUCGAUGCGGGCGCUGUUUUAUUUGGACAAGGCGCUCACCGGGGAGCACAAGAAGCACGUGAAGAAGAAGGAGCUCCGAAUCGACGGAUUAUUGCGGCUGGUGUGCAGCAACGCUGCGGGCGAGGCGGCGUCGGUGGAGAAUUACCCCGUGGAGACGAUUGAAAAAGUCUUCGACGCGGUGUUGCACGCCCAGCACCCGAUCGAGGUGAUCUCCUUCAAUUUAGCGAUCGCCGCGAUGUGGGCCCGGAACGCGGAGGAGAAGGCGAUGUUUUAUUUCGAGAAAUUGAAGAACUGGAACCUCAAGUCCGGGUCCGCCAGACAGCUGGAGCCGACGACGUAUUUUUUGUUACGAUUUUUUCGGCUUUAUGUUCUGAUUUUGUACAAUUUUAAUUAUCGCAUCUCCUCACUUAGAAGCAAGGACACAUGCAUGCGCCAGGAAUUUUGUUUGUCCUUUUCGGGAUGAAUAAAAAAAAGGUGGCUCAAAUUUUUUCCAUCAAGCAUGAUAUCAUUUCCAAACAGCUACACCCACUUCGCGAUGAUGCGUGGGGCGCAGAGCCAGAUGAAGGGGGAGUUCGCGAUCAACUACUACGAGAAAUACGUGAAGGAAAGUGAAAAAGACUGCUCGAAGCUGGAGAACCUCUACCUCCGGCUCUUGCUGGAAUCGGAAAAGGAAUCGGAUCAGGAGAAAGCGCAAAAACACCGAAAAUCGAUGGAAGACCGGAUGAUUGAAUUUGACAACCUGAGCAAGCGGGCGCUCGGAGUUAUCCUGAGUAAAAACGUCACCACCCCAGAGUUGUCAUGCAGAUUUCCAGCCACAGGAAGAUUUGUCAUGCGCAUCUCCAUGAGAGGCAUUUCCAGUCGUGUUUUGGACUUUGUAAUUCCCUAAACUGGGUGAGUAGGUGGAUUUGCGUUGCGGCUGUAUCAUGCUUGACUCCCAAAACUUCUCGACUUGUGUUGCGAGAUCCCCAGCUUGACUCUGGGGUGGGGACGUUUUUGCUCAGGAUAAGAGUGGAAAAGUACUCUCAAUCGCUGUUUUUUCUUGGCAUGCUUGUUUAUUUUGUGCAUCGACAGUUUAAGUUUUGCUUUUGCCUUUGAUGCUAUGCAGGAUGUGAGAAUGAUCCUCUAGGUCGGAAUAAGAUUCAUCAAAUCCAGCAAGAAAAACAUCAAGAUCCCAACCGGCGAAAAAGAGUUCUUCACGUCAUUCCAGUUACUUAUUUCACUUUCUGCAAUGCUUUAGUCAGCAGGGAAACUACUUCACUCAUAGUUUCGCUGUGUUACGACAUUGCUACACUAAACCGAUCACACCGCAGUCACCUUCUUGAAGACCUCCUAGUCACUUUGCGUUUUGGUUUUCAUUUCGCGCCGACUUGGUCUUCCGAUUGCAUCGUGAUCUCUCACUUCGCUUCUGAGAGUUGAAGGCUACUUUUGAUGAACUGCUUUAGCGGAUGAUAUUCUUCACAGAUAUAAUCUGUUGGUAGUUCUUUUUUGUAGUGGUCUUCUUAGUUUUGCGAAGGACAAUUUAUUUUUCGGGUCCUCACGCUCGCAUCGAGAUCGAUCAACAUCGUGAUUUGCAGCCUCGGGGUUGUACGAUAAAAAAUCGAAAACGAUAGUAUAGCCGAUCAAGAGCAAAAAGAUAUUUAAUUUGACGUUGUUUAUUGACUAACAGGGAGUCUGUUGUCCAGCAAACCACUUCGGACGAUGGAACGACCUAUCCUGAGUAGAAACGUCCCCACACCAGAGUCAAGAUGCGAGAUCUGCUAUACAAAUCCACCAGCUUUGGUUGUUUCGCAUGGCAAGUUUGUCUUCAUAGUGUGAUCCUGUUUAGCUAGUUCAGAAGCAUCAAAGAUCCAGCGCAUCGUGCUGAUUCUUGCGUCACAAGUUGCCAAAUACGGAUAGAAAAUGCUUCUCAGUGGGCUCCGCAUGAGAAACGUUUUUGGCAUGCAAUUUUGCAUGACAGCUCUGGGGUGGGGACGUUUUUAUUGAGAAUACGACCACGACGCAAUUCAUCGACGAGGGCACGGUGAAGAACUCGCAGAUUUUAUCCUGUGUAAAAGCUUUUCCACCCCAGAGUCAAGUUCGUUGGGAACUCUGCAACACAAAUCCAGAAGGUUUGGGAGUCACGCAUGGCAAGUUGCAGUUUAGCAAAGGAUGAAGCCGCAUAGGAUGAAGCCGCAUAGCAAAUCCAUCUCCUCAUCCUGUUUACAGCAUUAGAAGUUCCCAAACACGACUGGAAAUGCCUUUCAUGGGGAUGCGCAUUACAAACGCUUCUGGAAUUGCAAAUCUGCAUGGCAACAAAUCUGGGGUGGGGACGCUUUACAAACGAUAGAUUUUCACGAACACGGUGGUGAAUUCGCGGCAGAAAGUUUUGAACAAGGCGAAAGAGAAUAGUGGCGGCAGCAUAUCAUAUGUAAAAACGUCCCCACCCCAUAGUCUUAGUCAAGUUGCGAAAUCUGCAAGACAAAUCAACGAGCUUUGCCUGUCACGCAUGACAAGUUUGGCCGCGCAGUGUAGUCGUGUUUCGCCAGUUGUGAAUCAGCAUCACAAAUCUAUAGCAUCUGGUGCUGAUCUGAGCGUCACAAAUUCCAAAACACGCCUAGCGAAUGCGUCUCAUCAUGGAGCUCCGCAUGGGACACAUUUUAAGCAUGCAGAUUUGCAUGACAAGUAUCAGGUUGGGAUGUUUUUACACAGGAUACAGCAACGGCAUCGUGUUCGGGAGCAACAAGGUUGUGGACUGGGAGGCGACAGUAAACAACAGUAGUACAACAUCAAAUGACGAGAGUGGUGCAGCAGCUGGGAGUGACACUGAGACUAGUACUUCUUCGGCGGAGCAGUCUUCGUCAACUAUCGUUUUCAAGAACGUGAACACCGGAGUGACCACGACCGAGCAGCCGGCGUUUGGCUGGGUGAAGGUGAUGGAUAGUCGAUACGGGGAGGAUCCGUACUACUGGGACGUGCAGAGUAACCGGACACAGUGGACGCCGCCGUGAUGAGUUGGGGGGAGCUGGAAAUAGGAUAGGAAGUGAUCAUCUUCUUCCGCAAAUAGAGUGAAUGUCUGGAGGAAGAGACGACGCAAAUCUAAUGAACAGAAAAAUUUAGCGAUGACGGGCACGGGCUGACCGGCGUUAACUCGUAUGUUAUUGAGAGCAUUUUUGCUGGGCGACCGAGAAGGAAAAUGAAAAGUGAGAAGCUCUGCCAGCGGUCUGGGACUUGAGAUAAUUGUGUCUUAUACGAAAAUAAGUUUCAUGAUUUUCAAUUUUAACAAGUUGGCUUCUAACACAAGUAGCACC
Amoebophrya sp. A120 is the source of this 6403-nucleotide messenger RNA. The record is from the annotation of a GenBank genome assembly. NCBI's taxonomy places the organism in Eukaryota, Dinophyceae, Syndiniales, Amoebophryaceae.